Anthostomella pinea is the source of this 2196-nucleotide messenger RNA. The record is from the annotation of a GenBank genome assembly. Lineage: Eukaryota; Fungi; Ascomycota; Sordariomycetes; Xylariales; Xylariaceae.
AUGAGAUCUCUGGCCGACGCAACUACGCGAUGGCAUGAGACCCUUAAGCACGGCUCCAGCCUGGCAGACCUGCAGCGCGCCGUCAAGGACAACGGGCCCGCCAGUCCUUGUAUCGCAGGAUUUAGAUCAAUCUGCUGGAAGGUAGUCGCUUCCAUCGACCGAGCCUUCUUGCUGAACCAGACCACUGACACCACCAACUGGUCCCAUGCAAUGCUCGAGUCGCGAAGCACAUACUCAUCGAGGAGGGACCACUUCUUGAAGUACAUCAAGCACCCCGAGUACCUCACCGCCGCUACCCUGGAUCCGCUGGCCGAUGAUGCCGACUCACCAUGGAACACUCUCCGCCUUGAUGAGGCCCUUCGAGCAGAGAUCCUCCUGGAUGUCGAACGCCUCCCUGAUGAGCCUUUCUAUCACCAACCACGCAUUCAGAUGCUCAUCCUAGAUGUUCUCUUCAUCUACUGCAAGUUGAACCCAGAUGUUGGUGGAUACCGGCAGGGCAUGCAUGAACUACUCGCCCCCAUCGUCUACGUUGUUGAGCAGGAUGCCAUCGACCCAGCCGACGCCGGCUCGGAUGCUUCUGCCGACUUGAGAAUGGUGGAAAUGCUGGACGCAUCCUUCAUCGAGCACGACGCCUUCGCGCUCUUCUCAAAAGUCAUGGAUUGCGCAAAGGCCUUUUACGAGUCUACCGACUCUGCCGGUGCCGCCACUUCUGUCACCUUUGGCCGACCGUCUGCAAAGUCGUCCAUCGUUGAGAAAAGUCAGUAUAUCCACGAAAUAUGUCUGUAUAAAGUGGACCCGGAGCUUUCUAUGCAUCUCAAGCAUAUGGAGAUCCUACCACAGGUCUUUCUCAUUCGUUGGAUUCGCCUGUUAUUCAGCCGCGAAUACCCUUUUGAUCAGAUGCUUAUACUUUGGGAUACCCUGUUCUCUGUCGACCCUUCUUUUGAGCUUAUAGACCUCGUUUGUACAGCGAUGCUGCUUAGGAUACGAUGGGAUCUCCUCGAGGCCGACUACACCGUCGCGUUGCAAUUGUUGCUGAAAUAUCCAGCCCCACAGGCGCCUCACGGGCCACACACUUUCAUCGACGAUGCCCUGUACUUGCGACAUCAUAUGGAUUCCAAUGGCGGCUCCGAGCUGAUUUCCAAGUACACCGGCAAGGCGCCAGUUCCAUCAGCAACGGAGUCGAGAGAGUCGAGACCGGCAACACCCAUGUCAUUUGGGCCUAGUAUGAGAAAGAAGUUGUCUGGUGCAAGGUCACCUCUAUCGCCGCCUCGCUUCAACCCACCACAAGGGGGCGUCGAGUCAUUAUUCCAGGGCGCAGCUAAGGGAGUUCUCCAAAGGGGUGAGAAACUCGGCAUCAACCAAGCGGUUCGCGACGCCAUGGUAGAGAUCCGCCGAAACGUCACAGAGGCAAGAAGUUCGAUAAAAUCGGGUAAGGACCUCUUCUCGGAGCCUGGGCCCAAUACGGCGAUGCGGGCGGUUGCGGUCAUGGACCGGAGGAACGGGCGACUGGCUGCCAUGAUAGAUGAGUCUAUCGCAAGUCUUAAGAACAUUGCGGACUCUAGUCUGGACGACAAGCUGAAGGCCAAAAACGAGCUGGAGCUGGCCAUUGCGAAGAUCCAGGUUGUCAAGGUCUACCUUGAGGACUCUACCAUGGAUCUACCCGAUGAAGAGGAGCCUGAGCCCACACCAGUCGCAACUCCGAAGCCUGAAAAUGCAAAGGCCGCUUCCGAACCAUUGAGCGACGCUGUGGCGGCGAUGGCCCUGAGCACGCCAAUGGUGGUCGACUCCCCAGACCCCGAUGCAGCAGAAACGCCUAAAGCCGCAUCCCCAUCAUCUCCAGCCCAAACCAACCCUGAUGCCGUGGACACCGAGCCCAUGGGUUCCGUGGUCGCGAAGCCCAUACAAACCCUCCAACGCCCACAACCGCCGAUACCCACGCGGUCUACAUUGGCUCAAUCAUCAUUCUCCUGGAUGCUGGAACCCGACACGUCCGCCUCCUCCACGCCCCAUACACCAAAAUUUCCCUCCUCGUCCUCCAAGUCGGCGGAUUCUCAUCGCAAGCGAUCGGCAGCGAACAACGCCGCCCGCGAACGCACCGCGUUCCUAUUCGGUGAGGUGCCAUCAGAUGCGCAAGGAAACGAUAUCAAUCCCGAUAACAUAUUCGGGCUGGAGCCUAUUCGGAAGUCCAAAAGCUAG